UGACGGAGAGUCUGACUCUUGAGAAUUAUUGGGCCGAUCAAAUACAUAUCCACACACGGAAAAUCUCCCGAAUUAUUUUUAUUUGUUAAACUAUGGACUGCCGACUAUACAACUCGUCUUGUCUUACCAAAUAACUCCAAUUAACUUUCCUUGAGCAGUCAGUCCCCUUUCACAACAGUUGAACGGCUCUAAAAUAUUUUAGCAAGAUUACGCAAUGAACAUCUAUCUCCUUCCUUUAUUUCAUUUUAUCAGCAUGAAUUUCCAAACACAACCUUGCUCUUAGAUACGUAUGUAGUUGAUUAUAUAUUUCCAUUACACGAACAGAGACCGAUUUGAGAUUUACAGAUAAGUCCGUUCCAUGAGUGGAAGAGUAAUAUUCCAUUAAUCAAUCAGUAUCAGUUAUCCUGCCUUCAGGCAUUUAUAUCUCAUACUUUGUUCUCAUACUCAAACAUAAUUAUUUUGCAAGGGUCUUGUCGACUCUUGGGAACAUUCCAAUGAAGAAGUGUGAGAACAGUCUGGCGUCCCUCGGGGCGAGGCGGCGGACGGCGUCGGUGCUCCUGUUACACUGGAGGGAGGAAGUCCUUUAUUCUCUCAGCCUUGAUCCGAGUACUCAGGUGUUGCUUCCCAGAGUUCAUAGAUUAAAGAGUGUCGUAAUUCAUUAGCGGAUCCAAAGUCUUAAUCUUUGAGAAAAUAUUGAAUUUAACUUUAACAGUAGUGUAUGGAACAUUUGGCUGAUGAAGAGGAGGGAGCAAAUGUUCCAGAUUUUGAAGGAGGCGGCGACGAGAGAUGGCUGCUGCAGGGCACGGGGACCAGUGAGGCCCGGAGCUUAGCCUUGAGCUGGUGUGAGCUCAGCCCGUGACGACCCGGAAAACACACACACACACACACACACACACACACACACACACAGGAGCUCCAUAGUGGAGUGGUUAGCGCACUCACCUCACAAGCGAGAGGUCCUGGGUUCGAUUCCCUGGCGGAGUUAAGUCGGAUGGGCAGUCUCCUUUAAUCUGUGGCCCCUGCUCACCCUGCAGUGACUAGGCACCGGGUGUCAGUCGGGGGCUAUGUCCCGCCUCCCGGAUAUGUGUGGGUGUGAGUUUUCAGCUGUACCCAGAGAUCCGUCACGUAUGAGCUCGGUCAUUCGGAGAGGGUACUGGCUGGCGAUUGCGAGUCUAUUGCAUGGUCUAUGGAUAAGUGAUCAGCCUGCCAUUCCACCAGACUGAGGUACGCAUCUUGUUCAGGACGAUUUAUUUCUGUUUAAUGUGCCCCUUAAGCAAAGGAGAGGGGUGUGUGUGGUGUGUGCGGCCCCAGCUUGGCCCAUAGAUCGGCUAACGAGCUCUAACGCUCUCGUCAGGAGGGUACUGACUGGCGAUCACGAGUUCACCUAGUAAUCAGACCAGAUCAGACCGUCUCAUACACACACACACACACACACACACACACACACACACACACACACACACACACACACACACACACACACACACACACACACACACACACACACACACACACACACACACACACACACACACACACACACACACACACACACACACACACACACACACACACACCUUGUUGCCAAUACUACGGUCCAUGCUUCACGCUAGUCAAAUCUAUUUUGAAAAAGCUUGUGCAGCGCCGCCGCGUCAUUAUCAUAACCCGUGCAAUGGCCGCGGCAAGCGGGUUGCGGCAUUUCCUCCCAAGGAGCAGCCGCAUGAAGCCAGGAAAUAAAUUUAAGUGGCUUUUUUUUUAGCGUUACCUUGACUCCCCGUCUCGGCCAGUGCCUGCCCUCGCUGAUUUAACGCCAAGCUUGCAUGUGACGAUAAUUUUCUGGUAAAGAGUUUGCCGGUGCUGAAUACCACCGCAAGAUCACCUCGGGGUGGUGCUGUUGUGGUCGGAACACGGGGGGGGCGCGAGGGUCGUUCAAGGGCCACUAAGGAGGCACUCUUUUGCUACUUUGUUUUAUCUGUCGUGUGGGAUGAAACGCCGCUGCCUAGCCAAGCCGACACACUGAUCCCUUCCUCACUCUCCUGUCCCCCGGCACGAACGGUAUCCACGUGCUCCUGGGUUCACAGUGCAGAGGGCUGGGCCGUCCCGGAGGGCUGGGUGUCCGGUGCUGGCCGGAGUUGGGGCUGGGAGGGUCGGGAGGGACGACCUUGGGUUACCUUCUCACGAAUGGAACCUAACACCUCUGCACCCUUCCUCUGAUCCCUCUUUUAUCCUACAUUCUUUAUCGCCUCUUUAUAGUGUUCAGCGGUCACCGGGACCCUGUUCGUGUUGAGUGGGCUCACCGGAUCACCCAAGUAAGCAGCACCCAAGGGCACAGUGACACUUCCUUCCCUUUGCCACCUGACGCUAGGACUCGCUCGUCUGCCUCGCCCACAAUGACCGGAGGGCGUGGCGGGCGUGCAGGACGUGAGCGUGGCGUCGCGGGCGGGUGUGGAACGGGCGGUGGUGCUGGCGUGGGAGCAGCGGCACAAUGUGGUCAUGCCCGCGGCGCUGAGGAGCCUCUACAUGGCCACCGACGGCUUCAAGCUCACCUGGAAUUACUCAACCGCCGGUAAGGUCCUGCCGCUGGGCAACAUGGAGGUCCAUCCCCUGGGGCGGGUCAACAGGCUAGGCACUGGGAGGGGAAGCGGGGACCCUCUCGCCCCCUCGAUCACUGACUUAGCAUUGGCCGAGGACCCCCCACUCCCGGCCUCCCUACAAGUGACGCAGAGGUCAGGGGGCCCCAGACCGGUGUCCGCCUCCUCCCCCGCCUUCUCCCCACCCACCUUCCACACGUCCAAGAUGUUCGAAAUUGAUAACUGUCAAGGUUUUGGUCGCGUUGUCGUGGCUUAUCCUGGUCGAGGGGAGGCGUUUCCUGAGGGGUCGUACUGGUUUGUGGACCUAUCGUUGAGGCCGCACGUGCUUGCCGUCGACACGCACACCUACUGGCGCCUCAUGCUGGCUCACCUGGGCAUGCCGCAGUGGCAGGCGCUGGUGGCGGGGCAGGGCCUCACGCCGUGGGCCAGGCAGUGGUACGAGGUGGUGGCGAGUUACCUGUUGGAGGGGCCCCGUCCGCCGCGGCCGCCCCACCAGGCCCCGGACCUUGUUAACAGGCUCGACUGGUCCGUAUUCAAGACCAAGAAGACUCACCAUAAAACUAAAAGCCUCAAGGACGCUUCUAAGGACUCUGCCAACAAAGACGCGGCAGCCAAGGACGCCGGGAAAGCAAAGGAGUAAACACGGUGAACAGCACAAAGGACACGAACACUCCGGGGUCCACGCUUUCUGUUACGGAACUUCAUCUCUCGCAGCGAUAAUACAGCAGCACUGCUCCAGCCUCUCGUGGGGUGCGUGUAUCUCUACCCUGCCAUGAUGCUGAUAUCACUGGAGAAAGAGAAAACAGGACUGGGUUGUUUCAUCUAUGUGUGUCUAUUCGUCUACCUGUUUAUAUGUCUAAGUAUAAAUCUAUACGUACAUUUUUUUUUUACAGCAAAGGAGACAGCACACGGGCACAAAAAAAGGAAACAAUAAAAAAAAAAAACCCGAUACUCACUGCUCCUGUAAAGAAUCCGAAGAGGUGGCCGAAAGAGCAGUCAAUUACAUGUAUUUAUAUUAAUUUAUAUGUAUUCUAUAUUUGACCGAUGCAAUAAAAAAAUGUGUUGGCACUGCGUCCGUUCAUAGAAAGGUACAUGCAAUGACGACCUGCAGCAUAACUAUUGCGGUGACGCAGCCUGAUUCUGUCCUUU
Messenger RNA from Eriocheir sinensis (Chinese mitten crab), 3740 nucleotides. Its product is annotated as tubulin polyglutamylase complex subunit 2-like. The record is from RefSeq and is a predicted model, not a curated record. The coding region runs from base 2494 to 3231 and encodes 245 amino acids. Gene Ontology annotation, biological process: protein polyglutamylation. NCBI's taxonomy places the organism in Eukaryota, Metazoa, Arthropoda, Malacostraca, Decapoda, Varunidae. The transcript is spliced from 5 exons.